UAAAACCUACCUGUGAGUCAGAAGAGAGGGGAGGGCUGUGGGAUUGUUCCUUAGCUUUCAGCUCCAACAAAACGCAGUUAAUAGUAAUAACUACUUUAUGCGAGUAUAACCCAAACUCACAGGAAGAUACAUCUGUUUAAACAAUCAUUGUAAUGGCAACGAGUGUAGGACUGGCCAUGAAUCCGCCGCAUACGACAGACGAAAGGGCGGUUUUCACGCAGCUGAAGCCGGUGAGGAUGUCGGGAGCGGACGGCGCUGACGACACGUCCGUGUUUGAGGACGUCAAACCCGCGACUCAACUGGAGUUGGACAAAUAUCUCCCCCAGGUCAACAGUCCUCUUUUGAGUCUCUCGGCAGACACUGGUGACAAGAAAUACAGACGAGAGAGCGCCUCGGUGGUCGACGAGUACUUCUCGGAGGACAAACCUACAGCCCCUUACAGCCUCAACAUCAACGUCAUCCUUCCCAGCACCACUCACCUCCGCACAGGCCUCUACCGGCCCAACACCAAGACCCUCACGCCGCAGCAGAUCAAGACAGAACCCGGGCUGGAGGUCCCCUGCUCCAUCCCCACCACCCAGGCCCUUCCAGACUUCACCUCCGUCUUCAGUGUGCCGCCUGUCGUCAACAACGUUUUUAUCAAACCAGACAUGAGCUCUGGAGGAGUAGUGAGUGUGUCCACAGCACAGCAGCAGCAACAGCAGCAGCCACAUUUGGACACAGAGCUUCACAUCGGCCCUCCAGCCCCCCAGCAGCAGGUCUACCACAUGCCCAUCACCAGCUGUGCUGACCUCACCAUGACUCUGUCCCACACCAGUCCGUCUGCACACGGCUCCACCGCUACUAGGACCAUGCUGAACCUCGGCGGCAUUGCAUUGCCAACAUCCAAUGGCAACUACAUGAUGGCAGAGCACCACCUGCAGCAGCACCAUGGUUACUACCAAGCCUCUCCAGCCAACUCAUCGCAGCACACAGCGCCCCACAGUCUGCCGCCCUCACCCCCAAACUCUCAGCCAGGGAGCCCAGACGGUCAGGCAGAGCUGCUCAGCUUAGCGCCCCAACCUCCGCCUCCAUACCAGCAGCGUCUGGAUAGUAUAAAGGUGACAGGGUUGUCUCCACAUGCCUUGCUGAUGACACAUGGCCAGGGUGUCCUGACAGGUCCUAAAUACAACAGGCGGAACAACCCAGAGCUGGAGAAGAGGAGGAUCCACUUCUGUGACUACCCAGGCUGCACCAAAGUUUACACAAAGAGCUCUCAUCUGAAGGCACACCAAAGGACGCACACAGGUGAGAAGCCGUACCGCUGUACAUGGGAGAACUGCGACUGGCGUUUCGCCCGAUCGGAUGAGCUCACCAGACACUACCGGAAACACACCGGAGCCAAACCCUUCAAGUGUGUCGCCUGCAGCCGCUGCUUCUCGCGCUCCGACCACCUGGCCCUGCACAUGAAGCGCCACCAGAACUAACACUGACAUACCCGUAUACACAAAAGACACACACCAUUACACACAAAUAGAGCAGUAUCUUUACAUGACAGCCACCUUAACCAGAAACAGCGUUAUAGGAACCAUGAACUGAUACAGAACCAAAAUCAUCCCUGUGGUCCAUGCUAACACAAGUUGAGUGAUAGUAGGCAUCUUAAAAAUACCACCACAGACUCCUCAGCAGUGAAAGAUGGCAUCUUUGGCAUCUACGGCUUGGUGAGAGUUCCUGUUCAGUGGGAGGGUCAGAGGGAGCUUUGUGAUCUCCUGGUGAAACUCAUCCCUGGCAGGUGACAAAAGGAGGACUCUGGGUCUAUCAGAGGGGUCACCUGGUGGUUUACACCUCCUGUUCCCAACACUGGGUCAUGUAAAGGGAAAAUGCAAGAAAAAUGAAUGAGUUUCAUUUCUUAUGAAUAUAGGAAAAGUAGUUCCAGUUCCAGCGAACUUACUGAGAUAAUACUGAUUAUCUGCUAUCAGUCAGCAGAGUUUGCUGGUGGCUUAACACCAGAGCUAAUGAUCUACCAGGGACGCAGGGAUGAUUUUGGCAUCUGUCUUCAUCACUAAACAGAUAGUAUGUUGACAUAAAAACAUUCACCGGUACGACUCUUAUAAAACAUAUGAUACAUACGCAUUCACACACACACUUGACAUGCAUUACAUACUGCAAAUGUUGCAGUCACCAGAACUGUGGUGUCAGGCUCCUACGAACCAUUUGGGACUUCUGAUUACAUCCUGGAAACACUUUCUCCUACUGCCAACUUCAUCAUCGUCACAUUCUUUUAUUAUUUUGAGGUAUGAACUUUCAAGGGAGAGAUGCAAGCAUACUUCCCUCCGUCCUGCCUUUGUAAAUACUUGUUUAUAUAUAUAUAUAUGUGUGUGUGUGUGUGUGUGUGUGUCUGAGAAUACAACGAAUGUAUUGAGAUUUAUACUUGACUUUUUUUUUUUUUUUUUUUUUACAUCAGAUGUUAAUAUGGGUAAUAUUCCAUGUUGAAACUUCCUUGAGAUAUAAUCUCUCUUUAAGGGCCUAAAAAAAAGGGUUUUGUUUUUCUUUGUUUUUUUCAAGAAAAAGAGUAAACAAAGAAUCAAGAGACACAAUCAGAGAACUCUCCAUGGAAAAGUUAAUAAUCGCCUAGUUAUGCUUGUUUCAGCACAGGUACUACCUGUGGGGCUCAGAGAGCGGAGUGAUUUGCCAAUGUUUGUAUCCAUGACAUUACCCGUUGCCAUGGCGACCAAGCUUCUCUGACGACAGUUUGCGGUUUGCUUGCAGUUUCUAUUCAGCGCUGUUCUUUUCCUCCCUUCUUUUUUCAUCCUGUAUUUGUUCAAUACCUUAACUCGAGAAAGACAGAGAUGGGUGGAUAGACUUGAGAUUGUUUUAAUAUACAGUGCAAUUAUUGCAGAGUCAACCCUGCUAACUGGACGAACGGCAGUUUAACAUUCGCUGGAUUGCGUGGCAUUAACUGUCAGUUAUGGAUCCUGCAUUCUGUUGUUAUUUCGAAUACGUCUCGUCUGUCAACUCAAGGUUCAUCUUUAAUCAGCCGUGUAGCUUGUAUGUUUGCCAACGAAAGCAAUUACAAGAGGAAAAAAAUAUGUUGCACAGUUCGAUUCCUUGAACUGGAACAGUUUCCAAGGAACGAAAAAAAGAAUCAGCAAACCAGUGCAAAUAUGACACUUUUCUAAUUUGUCAGAAAACUGACUGAAAUUGAAAUGUCUUCCAGUGAAGCUAGCGAUCAAUACAAUUUAGUCUACAAAAAUCCUGAACCUCAGAAGCCGUGAAUGUUUGCGAACCAGUUGAUGAAUCAGUGCUUAUUUUUAGACUUCACUCCAGACUUUAAUGUCACAUCUAGAUGUUUUUUUAGUAGCUACGAUCAAAGAGCAUCAACUGUUUUAUUCAUCUUCAAACCUUUGACAAGGAUGUUUUAACUGUUCUCAAUUUAACACGAUUAUAAGCACACGAGGCCAUCAGCGAGACUAGAAACAUUACCGCUUUUGUCCACAGGGGCCGCCAGAAUCAACAAAACACUUCCUUGUAGCUGCUUCCUCAUUAUGAAGCAACUCGUGCAACUAGCCUGUAACCCGCUCACAGGUGCUUUUAUCAAUAACACUUGUGUCUUUGCCUUUUUAUAACCACAAACUUUACAAGCGGAUACUUAGACUUGGCAUUAUGUAACUGUAACAGGUUGGUGAGAAUAUUUAGGCGACACAGUUUUUAAGUCAGAUUGGUUGUUUUUUAUUGCAACUAAUCCUGUUUUUAUUGCGCACCACCCACCUGGUACUCCAUGGAAGUUAAAACAAGAGUAAAGCAUUGACUCAGGUCUGUCCGGCAUGUGUUCAUUUAGGGGAAACGCAUCCUGUUAUUUCAACACUACGAAUGUUUUUAUAUAGUUUCUUUCUUCCCAAGGAAACAAGUUCUCCUGUCUCUCUCAAGGAGGGAGCACUGACCACCCACUGUGUACAUAACUGUAGUUUUAGCCUAAACAGAAGACUCUGUAAAUAUUUGUUUGGUUUCAUUUCCUAUGAUAAUAUAAUUUUUUUUCUUUUUUUAACUAAUGGGAUUUAGAUCAGUUGUAUGUGAGCGCUUGUUUAAUUUUGUUUUGAUACGUAAUGUGUGUCAGUGAAUUUAUCAGUUUGUGUACAAAUUGAUAAGAACAGUGGUGUAUUUUUUGUUUUCUGUUUGUGCAAGAUGCUGCAAUGAAAUAAAAAAAGGAUUCGUAAAACAA
Dicentrarchus labrax (European seabass) is the source of this 4198-nucleotide messenger RNA. RefSeq names its product Kruppel-like factor 5 like (gene klf5l). The coding region runs from base 153 to 1466 and encodes 437 amino acids. The record is from RefSeq and is a predicted model, not a curated record. The transcript has 4 exons. Lineage: Eukaryota; Metazoa; Chordata; Actinopteri; Moronidae. Gene Ontology annotation, molecular function: RNA polymerase II cis-regulatory region sequence-specific DNA binding; DNA-binding transcription factor activity, RNA polymerase II-specific. Gene Ontology annotation, biological process: regulation of transcription by RNA polymerase II.